Molecule: messenger RNA, 5630 nt
Organism: Bactrocera dorsalis (oriental fruit fly)
Lineage: Eukaryota; Metazoa; Arthropoda; Insecta; Diptera; Tephritidae
Product: discoidin domain-containing receptor 2
Exons: 18
Coding region: 1847-5299 (1150 amino acids)
Biological process (GO): positive regulation of kinase activity; multicellular organism development; cell surface receptor protein tyrosine kinase signaling pathway
Cellular component (GO): signaling receptor complex
Molecular function (GO): collagen binding; ATP binding; protein tyrosine kinase collagen receptor activity
Source: RefSeq, a predicted model, not a curated record
AACGAGUGCAGAUUAAUUCGUAGAACACUUUACUUUGUAAGCUUUUCGAGAAGAAAAAAAUGCAAAUCGGCGAAAUUUUGUAGGUACUGAAAACCUACAAACAGGAAAAGUAACGCGAAAACUGGAGAUACAAUUAAUUACGCGUCAAAAAUGCUAAAAACGCGAACUUUUAUUUCAAACAUUUAAAGUACAGCCGAAUAAAAAACAACAACAAGUACCGUUGUUAAGGAAAAAAGUUGUGAUAAGCAAAUAUACGGAAAAGCUAAGAAAAUUUGAAAUUAUGGAAAUUAGUGUGGCGCAACAAAAACAUGAAAGCAUUGAGUAACGCCGCUUAAAAUGACGGAGCAGACAAACUUUGCGAAAUAAAACGGACAAAUUCACUAAACGCACACAACAACAAUUAGUGGUUAGUGAGAGAAAUAAAAAUUAACAGAACGUGUUGUUGCGGGCGAAAGUGUAGAAAAAACAAUAACAACAACAACACGCAUAUAAUAAUAAGUUGAUAAAAUAAGCGGCAGCAAAUUAAACAUAAACCGCUUAUGAAAAUAACGCCGCCACAGUUGUGGCCAGGAGACUAGCUAGAAGAAGCAGCAGGAGCACAAGCAAGAUUGCCGCGCAAGCAACUUGCAGCGGCAAAAACUGAAAACACAAAAAUAAAUUUAGAAAAAAGCUUAAACACCACAAAAAGUGGCGCAAAGUGAAAAAAUGCGUGCGAAACUUUGCCCCAAUGGAGAUGCGCUUACGCAGCGGUAAAAUAAAAAUUUGUACAAGAAAAUCAAUUUAAUAAACAACAACAACAAUAAGCGAAGCAUACCAAAAAAAGGACGAAAAUAUGCUACCAACAACAAAAUAAGCAAAUAAUAGAGAAUCCACAACAAUAAAAACAAAAAGCAAGAACAACAACAACAAAAGCGGCCAAAGUGUGGCUACAAAGUUGGCUAAGCUACUUGGCUGACGUGACAGCUAAUGGCAAUGGCCGCGCAACGCGCAAAUAAAUGGCUAAAAUUCUGUACGCGAACUGAGCAGUCACUUAAGCGCUGCCGCGCCUCAGCAGUCGACGAGACGAAAAAACGCGAGUCUAUCGAUUUUUGUGUGAGUCAAAGCAACUGAAGAACUAAUUGAAUCACUAGCAUUUUUGGCUUAGACAUUCGCAUGCAACAUGCCGCAGUAAUCACAUAACAACAAUUCGUAGCGCUUUAGAUUAAAAUAAGCUACUUGUGUUAAGCGUUUUGCAUACCACCCGCCCACCUUAAUGUACCAAUACACAAUCUAAUUAAAUUAAUUCGACAUUUGUGCAAAGUUCACGCUGAAAAUCGACGAACGAAUUGCCAUAGCAUACUUACUAGUUGCCAGCGUUAUGCCGCUAGCGUGCCGUUAUUUUAAAUGUUACUGCAACCGUUCAAGCGAAAACUACGUGCAGGGCUGGGACAACAACAGCAACAGAAGCAGCUGUGGUAGCCGUAACAAAAAUAUACGCAACAUUGACAUUGGCCUCGGACAGCGGGGACAGCAACUACAAAAAUAACAACAACAACAACAACAAAAUCAGCAAAAAUAAAAACAACAACAGUAAACAAAAAUAACAACAAUAAUAAUAAUAAUCAUAAAAUCAGCAAAAAACAAUAACAACAACAACUAAGCAAUCAACCUUUUGCAUUCGUUCAUGCCACAUUCAAUAUACAAAAACAAUUGGGUGGCAACCUUUUGCUGGACAACUAACUACAAAGUGUGCGCGCAUAAAAACGCCAAAUAGAGAAGGUGGCGCAAAAACAAAAACCAAAAAAAAAACUAAAGUUCAGCGAACAGUGAAUGCGGAAAGUCAAACGAAAACGGAAAAUAUCAUAAAAUGGCUGCAAUAAAAAUUCGACAAUUGAAUUCAUUUAAAUUGCAACAGCAGCAGCAGGAGGAGUUGCCGAAAGCCAACUGCCGCGGCGCAUUCGCUUUGCUGUUUAGCCGUUGUUCGUAUUGCGCAACAAAUUAUUUGAAAAGUUAUUGCCGCAUUAAGCGUCAUGGUGUUAAUAAAAAUAAAACUUUAUGUUGGCUGACAUUGACUUUGAUUUUAUUGAGCUGCAGCAGUUGGCAUGGACGGCGCGGCGGACGUGGUGGCGGCGGUGCGUUCUGUUAUGCGCUCGAUAUCGGCACUUGCAAGCAGCCGCUCGGCAUGGAAUCCGGUGCCAUUGCUGAUACGCAAAUUACCGCUAGCUCGGCGCACGACAUGGGCAAUGUGGGCCCACAACAUGCCAGACUGAAGGUGGAUAAUAAUGGCGGCGCUUGGUGUCCGAAGCAUAUGGUUUCGCGUGGUCUCAAGGAGUAUCUGCAAAUCGACUUGCUGCAAGUGCAUGUCAUCACGGCGAUACGUACGCAGGGUCGCUUCGGCAAAGGGCAAGGUCAGGAGUAUACCGAAGCGUAUGUGCUCGAGUAUUGGCGGCCCGGUUUAGAAAAGUGGUUGCGCUGGAAAACAAUACAAGGCAAAGAGAUACUAACAGGCAACAUUAACACUUAUAGUGAAGUGGAAAACAUUUUACAGCCGAUCAUUUUCGCCUCGAAGGUGCGGAUCUAUCCAUAUAGCCAAUAUGAUCGUACUGUCUGCUUGCGCGCUGAAGUGGUCGGUUGUCUAUGGGAAGACGGCAUCGUUUCAUAUAGCAUACCCAAAGGCGUACAACGUGGUAUGGAAAUCGAUCUAUCAGAUAAGACUUAUGACGGGCAUGAAGAAGGCGAUCGAUAUGUAAAUGGGUUGGGGCAAUUAGUCGAUGGCCAAAAGGGCAAGGAUAACUUUCGCACUGAUAUUCAUGGCUUUGGAAAAGGCUAUGAAUGGAUUGGCUGGCGUAAUGACACACCAAAUUUAUUGGGUCAUCCAGUCGAGAUUACGUUUGAGUUCGAAAGCGUACGCAAUUUUAGUGCAGUUAUAUUGCAUACAAAUAAUAUGUUCUCCAAAGAUGUGCAGGUUUUUGUCCACGCAAAAGUCUUCUUCAGCAUUGGCGGUCGCCAAUAUGCCGGUGAACCUGUACAAUUCUCUUACAUGCCUGAUACCAUUCUGGAUCAUGCACGUGAUGUGACAAUCAAACUUCAUCAUCGCCUUGGCAAAUAUUUACAAUUGCAUUUGUACUUCGCGGCACGUUGGAUAAUGCUAAGUGAAAUCACAUUUAUCUCCACACCUAUUGUUGGCAAUUUCACAGACGAAGAUUUCGCUGGUGGCACGUUAGCUGCGGGUGCAACCCCGCAAGAUAAUGCCGAGUAUCCGUUUCAGCGUGAUGAAGUGGAGCGCGUCAUUAACGGAAAAUUUGGUGAGCGCAGUCAACCGCAAACACCAUUGGUGAUUUCACCCAAACCCAUAGACCAUCCCGAACCGGAGAACAGUUUGAUUGGCUUCAUUUUCGCCGUAUUGGUGGCCAUCAUAUUGGUGCUCGUUGUGGUCAUACUCUUGAUCGUCAUACGUAAUAAACGCGGUCGUGGCGGCAAUGUGCUCGAUGCAUUCCAACACAACUUCAACCCGGAUACGCUUGGCGGCGCCGACAAGCGGCUCAAUUGCAAUGGCAUGAAGGCCGUCACUAUGGACAAUGACACGGAGUCGAUUGACAAGAGCAGCCUCUACCAUGAACCGUUCAAUGUGAAUAUGUACACGAGUGCAGCGAGCGGUUGCUCCAUGAAUGACAUGCAACGGCAACAUGUCACACCGGACUACACAGACGUCCCCGACAUUGUCUGCCAGGAGUACGCCGUACCACAUAUGCAGGACCUACUGCCCACGAGUACACAGAAAUCCAAUUCCUUGUACGGCGCCAGCAUGGGCGCUGGUGGUGGCAGUAGCAGCAACUAUAGCACCAGCGCACGCAACACACUCAACAGCAUGUUUCAGUCGAAACUGUCGACCGCUAGUCAAAAAUUACAACAACUACAACAUCAACAUUCAUAUCAGUCACAACUGACGCCACCACCACCACCGCCGCCGGCACCCACCACGGCCACAGCCAGCACACACUGCCCGCCACCAAUACCGCCCCUACCGCCAUUAUUGGGCAACGCCAGCAGUAAUGAGAAAUACUAUGCAACCACAGCGAUUUGCAAAGCAAAUGCCGCCACAAAUGCCUCGCAUGGCAUUGGCGGUGGUGCGGUCGGUGGUGUGGGCACAAAUGCUGGUGCUUGCAAUACAUUACCCAAUGGCAGCAUUGGUGGCGGUAGCGGCAGUCUCGCCUCUACAACGGCCAGUCUGGCAUCGAGCUCGACAACGCCAACGGGCGGCGGUUAUGGUUAUGCGAGCUCUGCCGCUACUUUGGCUGCUGUUAAACCGCAUCAUUACAAUCUGGACAUGAGUGGAAAUGGCCUGGGUGGCCACACCAUCGUCGAUGUUAACGAAGAGUUGGCUAAUUUUCAAGUGCAAGAGUUUCCGCGACAAUCCUUGGUGAUAGUGGAGAAAUUGGGCUGUGGCGUUUUCGGCGAGCUACACUUGUGCGAAACGAAGGGGAUGAGCGCCAAUUUGGUAGCAGUCGCCACACUCCGACCCGGCGCGCCUGAUCAUAUGCGUAAAGAGUUUCGCAACAAGGCGAAACAGCUCGCCCGCCUCAACGAUCCGAAUGUGGCGCAUUUACUUGGCGCCUGUCUGCGAGACGAGCCCAUUUGCAUGGUGUUCGAUUACUCGGAAUGUCUGGGUGACUUAAAUCAAUUUCUGCAGGAGCAUGUAGCCGAAACGACGCAUAGUCUGCAAGCGGGUAUUAUGACGAACAAGAGCUUAAGUUAUGGCAGCUUGGUGUACAUAGCUACGCAAAUUGCAUCGGGCAUGAAGCAUUUGGAGCAAAUGAAUUUCGUGCAUCGCGAUCUGGCAACAAGAAGUUGCAUUAUUGGCCCGGAAUUGACGAUAAAAGUCUGCUCCAUUGGCACUGUGAUAAAUCGCAUCGCUUACGCGGCCGACUACUGUCAGCUGGAGGGUACUUCCGGACGUCAAACGCAACCGAUGCCCAUACGUUGGAUGGCCUGGGAGAGUGUACUGCUGGGCAAAUUCACAUCGAAAUCGGAUGUUUGGUCCUUUGCGGUAACGCUUUGGGAGAUAUUAACUUUUGCACGCGAACAACCCUACGAACAUUUAUCGGAUGAGAAGGUGAUCGAGAAUAUCGGACAUAUCUAUGCGGAUGAUAAGCUGCAUGAACUACUGCCGAUGCCACUAAAUUGUCCGCGUGAAAUUUACGAUUUAAUGUGCGAGUGCUGGCAGCGCAACGAAUCGAGUCGACCGAAUUUCCGUGAGAUUCAUCUAUUUCUACAGCGUAAAAAUUUGGGCUUCAAGCCCAACAACACAAUGCAUUACUAAAGUGUUGAUGUGUUACAAAAAAAAAAACAAAAACCAACGAUUUAUAAAACUGCUAGUGAACUUUCUAAAGUAAAAACGAAGAAUACAUGUAAAAAAUUGUCUGCAUAAAAUCACAAUGAUUGGCGUCGCCUGCAGGGCCGUGAAUACUUAGUAUUUAAAUUAAAGAUUAUAAAUUUAAUUUAUAAGUAAAGCAAAACUCGGCGAAUUUAACACUUAAAGGCAUAGUAGUAUGUAGCAAGAGCUACAGUGUGUGUGAAGAAACACAAAACUUUGGUUUAAUCAGUAGAUAAGUAACUAAAUAAGUAGGCGCAUAAGGUAUGCUGUCAUUACA